Saccostrea cuccullata (small rock oyster) is the source of this 2133-nucleotide messenger RNA. RefSeq names its product leucine-rich repeat-containing protein 74B-like. The transcript has 12 exons. The annotation marks the transcript as partial. The record is from RefSeq and is a predicted model, not a curated record. Gene Ontology annotation, molecular function: calcium ion binding; protein binding. NCBI's taxonomy places the organism in Eukaryota, Metazoa, Mollusca, Bivalvia, Ostreida, Ostreidae.
ACAAGUUCGAAGUCGCAAACUCUCCCCGCUUCGCGUGGGCAAGUUGCCUAAGAUUAGAGUGAGAAACCGGAAGGCAUUGCCCACAAGACCCUCUUCCGAAUGUCUGAUUCGACAUCCGGCGGAGCUGUCCGUCCGUCCCAACGGAAUGUCUGUCCGCCCUAAUAGUUCCCGCCCCGAGGGUGUCAUAGACAACAAACAUUCAUUCAUUAAAGUGGCUCGUAAAGUUAAUAAUAUCAUGAAAAUGAGAAGGAGAAAAAGGACAUCCAAGUCAUCGAAUGAAGACGAAAGCGACGAAUACGAGGAUGAAAGUUCAGACUGUGAAACUGAUUUAGAUGAUGUUGAUUUCAUUGGGGUGAAAAGACACCAUGCAAACGAAGACCUUCAGUAUCGCUCGCUGUGUGAAGAAUUAGGGGUUAUUCCUUGCAAUGCCUUCGUUCGUCAGCUGAGUAAGCAAAACGCAAACUUAUCGUAUAAUCAGCUUUUGCCGAUAGACUUCCGGGCCAUUUCAAUUAUUCUCAUUAAUAACGCGUGUAUAACGUCCCUGAAUGUCUCGAACAACAACCUUGGUACCGAGGGUGUCGUCUACCUUGCUGACGUCAUAACAGAAAAUGUUUUCAUCGAAAAAUUGGAAAUGUCUGCUGUUAAUAUGGAUACAACAGGAUUUAAAUCACUGACCAAAGCUCUCCUGGAAAAUAAGAGUAUAACAUAUUUAGACAUAUCAAAAAACAACAUUGACAAGAAAAACGCCGAGGAUUUGGCCAAAUUUAUAAGGUCAAACGACUACAUAGAGCACCUAAAUAUAUCUGGAAAUCUGAUCGACAGUGACACAGGAUGCAUCAUAGGACCAGCAAUAGCGUCGAAUUUAACGAUAAAAUACCUCGAUCUCAGCUGGAAUCAUAUUCGUCGUCAAGGUGCUCGCGUAAUCACAGAAUCUAUUUGUAAAAACGUGGAGCUUGAACAUGUUAAUCUCUCUUGGAAUGGACUGGCAGAGUAUGGAUGCAGAGCUUUCGGUGCAAACCUCUCAAAAAAUCAAACGCUACGAAUUCUGGACAUUUCCCAUAAUAGGAUAACGUUUCAUACUUUGGGCAAUUUUCUGAAAGGCUUGCAAACCAACAGUUCUCUGCGAAACUUGAAGAUUUAUGGAAAUCCCAUUACUACAGAUGGCGCCUUAGCCAUCCUGAAGGUGUAUGAGAAUACUCAGUCAUCUGCACUGGAAGAAAUCGACAUACAGGACAUUCCAAUAGAUGGAAACUUUCAAAGUCAAGCGUGGGAUCUGAUGGAGAAAAGAAAUAUCACAUUAAGACACCGGGACCUGGUCACUAAGCCUAUCACUCACAUCGAACGAACUCGACAUCUGAAUGACUUUAAUCCUGUUCUGAUUUUGUUUGAGUACAUGCGCCAAGAAGGCUUCCGGUUGGUUGAUCUGUUUCGAACAUUAGAUACCGAUAAUGACAGACAAAUAUCACGUGGUGAACUUUUGGCCGGCUUUGCUAAAAUGAAUGUCCACUUGACAAAUACACACAUAGAUCAAAUGCUUGGAAUUUUAGAUAAAGACGGAAACAACACCAUUGAUUACAGUGAAAUGAUAAAGGGUCGACGAUAUGCCGAUCACAUUCGCCAGUCUUCCCAGAAAUGUGGUAGGGAGAAUCUAGCCGAGAUGAUGGUGGAUCUGCAAAAGCUGAUGAAGAAAGCAAGAAUAGAGAAACAUGCGAUAAAAUCGGCCAGUAAACGUAAACCGCAGCUACUUCCAGACAGUUUGUGAAGCUUAUAAUCAACAUCAUACAAAGUCAUGGACUUGACGUGAAAAGAAUACUCUACAAUGUAGUAUAGCUUAGCCCAAGAAUGGUUCCUGAAAAGACUAAACGAGUUUUCGAGCAAUCUAUUAAAAAUAACAGUAUUUAUUAAAGCAUUCCUUUUUCGUCCAUUUUACUGAGGAAUUUCGCCUGAGAUUAGACUUUAUUUUAUAAAAGUUACCAUUUUGAGCAGUCCAUCUUCCAAGAUGAAACGGAUUCGCGAUUUUCACUUUUUUUGUAUUUAUUCUGUAGUUAUUUGUGAAUUUUGCAUUUCCCAGAUACUAGUGAUCUGGCACAGAAAAGCUUGUUAGUUGUUAAACAUAAACCCAUUUUAGCACAU